Pyrgilauda ruficollis (rufous-necked snowfinch) is the source of this 1349-nucleotide messenger RNA. RefSeq names its product protein O-fucosyltransferase 2 (gene POFUT2). Gene Ontology annotation, molecular function: peptide-O-fucosyltransferase activity. The transcript is spliced from 9 exons. The record is from RefSeq and is a predicted model, not a curated record. NCBI's taxonomy places the organism in Eukaryota, Metazoa, Chordata, Aves, Passeriformes, Passeridae. Gene Ontology annotation, biological process: protein O-linked glycosylation via fucose. The coding region runs from base 1 to 1332 and encodes 443 amino acids.
AUGGCGGCGCAGGGGCCUGGCGGCCGCUGUGCCCCGGCUCUGCUGCUCCUUGGCCUGGCCGCGCUCGCCCUGCCGCCGCCCCGAGCCGCCGCCUCCGAGCCGCCUCCCGUCGCCCUCCGCGCUGGCCACGCCGCCUCCUCGCUGCCCGCCGCCGCUGCCGCUUCGCGUACCAGAUACCUGUUGUAUGAUGUAAACCCCCCUGAAGGGUUCAACCUUCGCAGAGAUGUCUACAUUCGCAUUGCUUCCCUUCUAAAGACCCUGCGGAAAAGUGAAAACUGGGUGUUGGUUCUGCCUCCCUGGGGACGUCUUUAUCACUGGCAGAGCCCUGAUAUCCUCCAGGUCAGGAUCGCUUGGUCCGAGUUCUUUGAUAUCCCAAGCCUCAACAGGAACAUCCCUGUCAUUGAAUAUGAGCAGUUCCUUGCAGAGUCAGGUGGGCCCUUCAUUGAACAGGUUUAUGUGCUACAAGGCUACGCAGAGGGAUGGAAAGAAGGAACAUGGGAAGAAAAAAUAGAUGAAAAACCAUGCAUUGAUCAGCUGAUGUACUCCAAAGACAAACAUGGCUACUACAGGGGCUGGUUCUGGGGUUACGAGGAAACACGAGGCCUAAACGCCUCUUGCUUGUCUGUCCAAGGAUCAGCCUCUAUUGUGGCUCCCAUCCUUCUGAAGAACACUUCAGCACAGUCAGUGAUGUUAGACAGAGCUGAAAACCUUCUUCAUGACCACUACGGAGGGAAAGAUUAUUGGAAUACCCGUCGGAGCAUGGUGUUUGCUAAACACCUCCGUGUGGUGGGAGACAGGUUCAGGAAUAAAUACCUUCAAUCUACUGAUGAGGCAGACAGGACUCAGUACAAGGAGGACUGGACACAGAUGAAGAUUAAGACGGGCACAGCUCUAGGUGGGCCAUACCUUGGGGUUCAUCUCAGAAGGAGAGACUUCGUUUGGGGUCACAGAGAAGACGUGCCUUCCCUACAAGGAGCAGUAAAGAAAAUCCACAGCCUCUUGGAGACGCUUAAACUUAAAAAAGUUUUUGUAGCCACUGAUGCUGUUGAGGAAGAGAUUGAAGUGCUCAAGAAACUGCUGCCUGAGAUGGUGAGGUUUGAACCCUCUCUGGAGGAGCUGGAACUCUAUAAGGAUGGGGGCUUAGCUGUGAUUGACCAGUGGAUUUGUGCACAUGCAAGGUAUUUUAUAGGCACCUCAGUUUCAACAUUUUCCUUCCGAAUCCAUGAGGAAAGGGAGAUCUUGGGAUUUGAUCCAAAAACAACUUACAACCGAUUUUGUGGUGAAACAGAGAAAAACUGUGAGCAGCCAGCUCACUGGAAAAUUGUAUAUUAAACACAGAGAAACACAAA